AUGGAGUCUACAUGUAAAGAAAGGAGUCUUUUAUACCUUCUUCUUUUUGCAAUAUGCACAGCCAGCGUGUGUCUGUGUGCUAGAAGAUCAAAUGUGCGGAGAUCAGAUCGUCUGAGUCCCCCACUAGACAUCCAGCUGGAGACAAUCAACUGCACCGCCUUCAGUGUGCGAUGGAAGAUGCCCCGACGACAUGUUAGCACCAUCACAGGAUACAAGGUCUUCUACACAGAGAUGAAGAAUGGCCGUCCAACGAGUACACCGUCUUUGAUGGAGGUUCCCCUCAGCUUGGACAUGCUCACCACUGGGCAAUUUGAUGGACAAGCAAGCUUUGAUGUGCACAUUGGUAACCUGAGGGUGAACACUAAGUACAGAGUUAGUGUUGGAGCGUAUGGUUGGGCUGGGGAGGGUAGACCCAGCAUGGCCAGAGACAUCAGCACUGCCUCACAUGACAUGUGCAUGCCCCCAUCACCCCCCACUCAGCCUGCUGUCAUGGCUGUAUCUGACACAGAGCUGGCGUUGUCAUGGCAGCAAGGUGAAAGUGAGGGAAGCGCACCUGUCCUUCACUUCCUCGUGGCUUACAUCAGGCCAGAAAUGGACACAGAGUGGACCUACAUACGAGAGCCAAUCGAGACUAACUCCAUGGUUUUGAAGGGGUUAUUACCUGAUACAGAGUACCAGUUUGUGAUCAGGGCUGUCAAUGUGCACGGAGCAAGCCCACCCAGCAGCAUCAACAGCCCUGUGCAAACUCUCGAUACAUCAGAGGUUGGCAGUGGGGAUUAUGGCCGUUACACCACAGACUCAAGGAACAAAGACGAGGACAUCUUUGAUGUUGACGACUCUGAUUAUGACAUCUUUAUUGAAGAGUUGAAGCCAUUCCCAGGCAUCAAUCAGGACAACAAGAGGUCACAGCUGCGUUCACGUCCUGGUCCUCCGUCUGGUCGAAAUGUUGUUUACCGAAUGAACACUAUUGCUCCACCAAACAUAACAACCACUCCAGCUGCAUCCACAACCUCAACAGUAAUACCAGACUUCUCAGAUCUCAUUUUCUUAACCACAAUAGAAACCAGUACUACCAAAAUCACCACAACUACUGCCCCACCAACAACAACCAGCAGCACUGUGCCUACCACCACAACCACCCCCACCAUGUCCCCCUGGAAAGGUGAGGUACCUCGCGUGUACGACCUGACCUGUGAUAAUACAGUGUGUCCUCCCGACAGCUUCUGUCUCAGUGAUUUCGACAGUGGGGGCUCACGCUGCCACUGUAACCUGGGACGAAGAGGAGACACUUGCACUGAGGUGAUACCAGUGAACUUCCCCAGGUUCUAUGGCUACUCUCACAUAACGUUUGAACCCUUGAAGAACUCUUACCAGACGUUUCAGAUCAGUUUAGAGUUCAAGGCAGACUCUGAGGACGGCUUGUUGCUUUACUGCGGGGAGAACGAACACGGACGUGGAGAUUUCACCUCUUUGGCUCUGGUUCAAGGCACGCUGCACUACAGGUUUAACUGUGGUACAGGAGCUGCUCAAAUAGUCAGUGAGAGCCUGAUCGUUCUUGGACAGUGGCACACAGUCACCGUCUUCAGAGACGGCAUGAGCGGCUGGCUGCGUAUGGACAACGACACGCCCAUUUCUGGGCGCUCACAGGGUCAGUACACGAAGAUUACUUUCCGCUCCCCGCUCUAUUUGGGCGGAGCCCCGAAUGCUUAUUGGCUGGCCAGAGCGACGGGGACAAAUCGUGGCUUUGCUGGCUGCAUUCAGAGUCUGACCAUCAACAACAAGGCCACAGACAUCAGACCCUGGCCUCUGGGCAGAGCUCUGAGUGGAGCUGACAUAGGUGAGUGCAGUGCCACAGUGUGCGACCUGGUCAGCUGUGCCAAUGGCGGAGCCUGCUUUGCAAACCGUGCUGAUGGCUACAUCUGCCUGUGCCCACUGGGCUUCAGAGGAGCACUUUGUGAAGAGAGUUUCACACUGUCCUCACCUCUCUUCAAUGAGACAGUGUUUUCAUAUGCUAUCAUCCCGUGGCCUCAGUCCUCUCAGAGUUAUUUGUCCUUUAUGGAGUUUGAGCUGACGUUCAGGCCUUCGACACCUGAUGGGACCCUGCUGUAUAGCGAUGAUGCAGGCAGCGGUGACUUCCUGGCUAUCAACCUGGUGGACCGAUAUGUGGAGUUCAGAUUUGACUGUGGCUCUGGAGGAGCAACAAUAAGGAGUGAAGAGCAGAUCAGUCUGGACACAUGGCAUGAGUUGAGGGUGUCUCGUACAGCAAAGAGUGGAAUCCUCCAGGUGAACAGUCAGAGGCCAAUGGAAGGAAUCGCUGAGGGAGCUUUCACUCAGAUCAAGUGCAGCUCCCCUCUGUAUGUUGGUGGAGUACCAGAAUAUGAUAAAACAAAGAAGACAGCCGGUGUGAAAAAGCCCUUCACUGGAAUUAUUCAGAAGCUGAUACUCAAUGAUCGCACCAUCCCAAUAACAUCGGGCUCGGCUGGUGGCGUUAAUGUAGCAAACUCGGCACAUCCAUGUGUGGAAAGUCCCUGUGCCAAUGGAGGGACCUGCAGGCCAAAGUGGGACACUUAUGAAUGUGACUGCCCACUUGGGUAUGAUGGAAGACACUGCCAGAAAGAGUGUGGGAAUUACUGUCUGAACACUGUGACUGAGGCUAUUGAAAUCCCUCAGUUCAUUGGCAGAAGUUACCUCACAUAUGACAACAGAGAUAUUCUGAAAAGGGUGUCUGGGUCCAGGACCAACCUCUUCAUGCGUUUUAAAAGCACAGCAAAAGAUGGCCUGUUGCUAUGGCGAGGAGACAGUCCAAUGAGACCCAACAGUGACUUCCUCUCCAUGGGGCUCCAGGAUGGCGCUCUGAUUUUCAGCUUCAACUUGGGCAGUGGUGCAGCUAACAUUGCCGUCAACGGGACUUUUAAUGACGGGAAGUGGCACAGAGUCAAAGCUGUGAGGGAUGGUCAGUCAGGAAAGCUCACAGUGGAUGACUAUGGAGCAAAAACAGGCAGGUCACUUGGAAAGAUGAGACAACUCAACAUUAAUGGACCCUUAUAUGUUGGUGGUAUGAAAGAGAUUGCCCUCCAUACAAACAGACAAUACAUUGGGGGCUUGGUGGGCUGCGUGUCCCACUUCACACUCUCCACUGAUUAUCACCUAGCUCUGGUGGAGGACGCUGCAGACGGCAAGAACAUCAACACCUGCUCCAACUAGAGGAUGGCUUCAACGCAUUAACUGGAGUGAACACCUCAUCCAGCUGACUUGAAAAGACUCACCAGAAGUAAAUGAGUGAAAACUGAAACAAAUCAAUAUUGGUCUUCUAAGUAAGGGCCAGUAGUAUUAACUCAAACUGGAACAACACUAUCAUUUUGAGUCUCAAGAACAUUGAAGUGGCUCCUGUGUGCAAAGUUUGCAAAACAACGCCAACCUGCCAAGCUGUAUUUAUCGUUCUAAAAUUCAUGACUCGUUGAAUUGUUCUGUAAAAUGUGUUGACACAUGAAAACAGGAAAAAAGGAUGAUAUUACAAAGCACAAAUACUCUGAAGAAUAGAACUAGGCAUUAUUGAAAAUGAGGUCUUUUAAAAACCCGUAGGACAUUUUUUGUCAGGGAAUGAUUUCAAUUGUAUCUUUAUUUUUCAUUGUAAAUCCGUAUUUGAUUGCUGGAAGAACCAGGCUAUCCUAGGGAUCAGCAGCAACAAGUUUUUCAUGAACCUGACCUAGAUGCAGCUAGCAGAGAUCAAUGUCUUUAUAGAGGAUUUUGGUUUUGGUCCUAGAAGACUUCUAUUGUAUUUUUUUUUAUUUGUGUAGCAUUUUUACUCUUGUUUGUGAUGUGCUAUCAGUCUGUAGGCUAAACUUUUUAAAGGUUUGAAUUUCAGGUUUUUUGAAUGGUUGUUAGUUUUGAAAGGUGAGGAUGCCAGCCACACACAACAUUUCCUUCUUCUUAUUUUAGUUUACAUGCUCCUUUAAUUGGAACUCUCACAACCCAGUCACAAGAAAGUCUGACCUCGACAUGGUGAAGCAGAUCAGAUCGUGGAGAAAUCAGGUGUGACUGUUGCUUACUAUCACACAAACCACAGUGCUGUUGACUACAAAUUCAGAUGCAUUAAGCUAUGUUUUCUUAAAAAGAGACGAGUUCUCUAUUUAAAUAUAGUAAUAGUGCUUUACCAUGCCAAAGCUCUACUUUUAAAUGGACAUUCUCUGAAUGUGUCAUCUAUUCUGCGAUGUUCAAAUUGUACGUGCUUGAUUUAAAUGUUGUUGCCCACCAAAAAGUGAAACCAAACUGUAAUGAGAGGGUUUGCCUGUGAGAGCUUACCCUAGUUUUAAAGUUUGAACACCAUUUCAGUGAUCAAAUGUCAGUUUUUAUGAGUUUAUAUCAUUAAAGUAUGUAAAGUGCGUCAAGUGUGGAAAGCCUUUAAAAUAAGGUGGAUCCAGUGGAAGCCACCACUUAUUUGUUGACUGUGACUGAAUGUGAUCUAAUCACUUGUGUUUGGAUUGAUUGUCAACAUAUAAUAUGUAACCCAUGUUGGCUGUACGCAUUUUAUGAAACAGACUUAUUGAAUAGCUUUUCACAAUAGACUUUAGGAAAAUGA
Molecule: messenger RNA, 4579 nt
Organism: Notolabrus celidotus (New Zealand spotty)
Lineage: Eukaryota; Metazoa; Chordata; Actinopteri; Labriformes; Labridae
Product: pikachurin
Exons: 25
Coding region: 1-3204 (1067 amino acids)
Molecular function (GO): protein binding; calcium ion binding
Source: RefSeq, a predicted model, not a curated record